GUGUCUUAACAACGCUAGAUAUAAUUGUAUAUUAUAUGCAUUUACAUGUAUGCAUAUAUAUAUUUAUCUUUCAUGUAUAUUUUAAACGAAUUAUUUUACAUUUAUAACUGUACCUAACAUAAACUUUUGUUUCCCUUUUAUUACUGUAUAUUUUCAUGUAAAUCUGUAUUUGAAUCCCUUCUGUAUUUUUGUUACUCACGCUAUAUACGCUAAUAGAUUUCGCAUAGUAUACACGGCAUGCGUGAUUUUACUGAUCUAUAUUGUGUUUCGCAAGGGAACGCGCUGGAUUCAAAACUCUCUUUAUUAUUAGUAUGAUGCCAAUCUAUUAUCAAUAUUUCAAAUACACAAUAAAGAAAAACAUAUGAAUAGUCGAAAGAAAUGAUGAUGUAGAAAAGUAAUUUGUGUAAAGAUCACAGAACACACACGCAUGGCGUUACAUGUCGUUUCAUCGUUUGUGUUACCCUUGACUACGAAGUGUAUUAAAACUAACCAGAGUAAUCUGCGCAACAUGAACAAUAAUUUAUCGUUACGAUUUUCUCACAAAAUGAGGCUAAGUUUCUAUUGGUAGAAUGUAUUAUUAUCUAACAGUGACAAAACGAGCUUAGAGGAGUUUAGUGAAAGCCAGAGGAGACUGUGGAGAUUUGAAAGACCUAGGGGGAGCCAAAAAUCUAGUUGUUCUAUUAGUGUAAACCGACCCUAAGGAAUACAAAGUGUAACCAUCAGAUGACGUUACAUAAUUCAUCAUAUUUUAUAAACAGUAUACUUGUUAAAACGAUUCAUUAAAUGUUAAAGUAAAAUAUCUACUUAAACUGUAUAUUUAGUUUAAACUAAUAAAAUUUAAAACGUAUAACACAACUGCAAAAUUAUGUUGUUAUUGCAUCACAUUACAUGACCUAUUAUAUUCUUGUUGGUUAACCUUCAAAUGAUUAUCUUAUAUUAUUUCGGAAACUAAUACGUAUUUCUUAAUGUUCACUUUGAAAGUAAACAAAAACGAUCACUUGGCAUUUUGAUAGUAAUUUUUUUUUAUUGGAUCCUUCAUGUGUUCGGUAUCAAAAGCAAGUGCUCUAAGUCUGUUUACUCGAUGUCCUGGCUUAUACUGUGGAAGGGAAUUGUCUCCUGAUGGCAAUUGGACCGAUUGUGGUGCGUGCCCUCGAGGUUUUAGGGCAAAUGCAUCUUCUAUAUGUGUACCUUGCGAUGAUGAGCCACAAUUUUAUGACUGGUUAUACCUUGGGUUCAUGGUACUGCUAGCAUUGGUAUUACAUUGGUUUUGUAUUGAUAUGGUAUCUAUGCGACGCAAUAUACCGAAGGAAGUGAUUGCACUACAUUUAUCUGCUUUGAUUGAGGUUGUUGCUGCAUCUCUUAUCACUUUACAAUUAACAGAUCCUAUAGGUACUUUUACAAUUAGAUCAUGUAGAGCCACAAAACUUUCAGACUGGUAUACGUUAUUGCACAAUCCUAGUCCAAAUUAUGAAGAAACUUUACAUUGUACGCAAGAAGCAGUUUAUCCUCUGUAUACUAUGGUUUUCGUCUUUUACACCUUAGGAACAGCUAUCAUGUUAUUGAUAAGGCCACUGAUUGCUAAGAAAUUUUUACCAGAACAAGGAAAGUUUUCAAUUUAUGCUGCUCUAUAUUUCUAUCCUAUUCUUGCAUUGUUACAUGCAAUUGGUAGUGGUCUGAUAUAUUAUUCAUUUCCAUACAUAACUAUAACACUAUCAGUUUUAUCUAAUGCAGCACAUUUUGCAUUUAAAUUAAAUCAGACAAUGAAGUCAUUAUUAUUAAGUUCCGUAUCGGAUAUGAAAAAUAUAAUAGUUAUUUUAGGCCACUGGCUAUUACAUGGAUAUGGGGUAGUCGCGGUAGCGACUCUUCGUGGCUUAAGUUUUCAUCCAGCAAUGCUCACUUUAGUUCCUUUACCAGCAUUAUUUUAUAUUCUUACAGCAAGAUUUACAGAUCCGGACAAACUUCAUAUCCAAUAAACAGUAUCAUAAAAAU
This is a messenger RNA of Megachile rotundata (alfalfa leafcutting bee), 1989 nucleotides long. RefSeq names its product JNK1/MAPK8-associated membrane protein. Gene Ontology annotation, molecular function: ubiquitin protein ligase binding. Gene Ontology annotation, biological process: ERAD pathway; response to unfolded protein. Lineage: Eukaryota; Metazoa; Arthropoda; Insecta; Hymenoptera; Megachilidae. The record is from RefSeq and is a predicted model, not a curated record. Gene Ontology annotation, cellular component: membrane.